This is a messenger RNA of Entelurus aequoreus (snake pipefish), 1727 nucleotides long. RefSeq names its product adrenomedullin 2b (gene adm2b). The transcript has 2 exons. Gene Ontology annotation, molecular function: hormone activity. Gene Ontology annotation, biological process: adenylate cyclase-activating G protein-coupled receptor signaling pathway; positive regulation of heart rate; regulation of systemic arterial blood pressure. Gene Ontology annotation, cellular component: extracellular region. NCBI's taxonomy places the organism in Eukaryota, Metazoa, Chordata, Actinopteri, Syngnathiformes, Syngnathidae. The coding region runs from base 208 to 690 and encodes 160 amino acids. The record is from RefSeq and is a predicted model, not a curated record.
UUAUAAAUAAAAAAGCCUCCAGCCCCUUGAGAGCAAAGCCACUCAUCCCAUGUUUUAUCUUAUUUUUACUCGGAUGUCCUCAGAAAAGACAAUAUAUAAGUCACUUACGGAACAAUUACUUUAAAAACAAAACACGUUUGUAUUAAAUUGACUCACCUUGUUCCUGUGAGACUGAACCCAAGGGGACCUUUGGUGAGUCUGGCCGUCAUGAGUGCGCUCCUGCCGGCGUGGACGUGCCUGCUGCUCGGCCUCCUGCCCCUGGAGCUCCACACCCGGAGUCUGACCCACCAUACCCUCGGUGCCAGGGACAGGUCACCCAAAUCUUCUAAAUACACGACGCCUUCUUACGCCGCCGUGACACCCGCUACAUCACGUGUUGCCCCGGACGACCCCGUCCCUCUGACAAAGAGAGGCCACCUGUGGAGGGCCCUACUAAAAGCAGAGCCCCCGCCCAGGUUGUCCCAACUCUUGCUCCAUCAGGACGCGCCGUCAUCAGCCCGGGAGGGUAGUUCGCGAGGUCGUCGCCACGCCAACAGCGGGGGCCGGAGGGGGCAGCUGAUGAGGGUCGGCUGCGUCCUGGGGACCUGUCAGGUUCAGAACCUGAGCCACCGCCUCUACCAGCUGAUUGGACAGAGCGGGAGGGACGACUCCUCCCCCAUCAACCCUCGCAGCCCACACAGCUAUGGCUGACACUUCAACAUGAGAGGAUUCUAUUUAUUAGUACACUCUAGCACUCUUCAGUUUUAGCCUGACACUUUAAUGUUCCUAAUAAUAUAAUUUAACAUUAGUAAUGUACAUACUACAAACACAUUAAGUACAGCUGAACGUUAUAUUACAGAAAAACACUCGGACUUCCCGAUAGUAAACAAGUCCUGAAUCCAGAGAGUGAUCCAGACCAGCCCCAAAAUGUAAUGACUUGUUCCUUAUCCUGUUUCUGACAUUUUCUGAAAGUUUCAUCAAAAUGUGCCCAGAACUUUUGGAGUUAUUUAUAGCAGAAUGAAAGAAAUGUUGUCACUGUCUUUGUCUCUGUGGGUGGAGGCGAGCCCCUCGCAUACACACACAGAAAUAGAAACUUGCAAUGUUAAUGUAAAGUCAUUUAGUAGAAAUGAUCCGGAUCACCCCCCAAAAGUGAACUGCUUGUCCCUUAUUCCAUUUCUGACAUUCCCUUCAAACGUGCCCAUGACUUUUGGAGUUAUUUAUAGCAGAAUGAAAAAAAUCUUGUCUUUGUCUCUGUGGGUGGAGGUGGGGCCACACGCACACACACACACACACACACACACACACACACACACACACACACACACACACGCACACAAAUUGAUUUACGUGGACCCCGACUUUAACAAGUUGAAAAACUUAUUGGGGUGUUACCAUUUAGUGGUCAAUUGUACGGAAUAUGUACUGUACUGUGCAAUCUACUAAUAAAAGUCUCAAUCAAUCUAUCAAACCACACACACACACACGAGGGAAAGUCCAAACUGCUGCCCUGAAAUUGCCAAGCGCACCGUGACAUUGCACUUUAUGUGCUUGUUCCACAUGGUCCAAUUCAAACGAUAUCGAUAUAAUAAUGACAACACUGCAUUAAACUGAAAUCUAAGUAAGAUGAAAUAUCUCAAAUAAGGGUGAUAUUUGCUUAUUUUCUGUCUGAUAAAAUAAUUCUUCUCACUAAGCAGAUUUUAUGUUAGAGUGUUUUACUUGUUUUAAGGGUUUUGGUCCUAAAUGAUCUC